Molecule: messenger RNA, 2064 nt
Organism: Prorocentrum cordatum
Lineage: Eukaryota; Dinophyceae; Prorocentrales; Prorocentraceae
Source: the annotation of a GenBank genome assembly
AUGGCCGACUCGGAUGUGUCCUACGGGUUCGGCACCAUGGAGGAGCAGCGACAGCAGGCGGAGGGCCAUACCACGGCGGGGCUUUCCGAUACCCUGUGCGCCGCCCUGAAGGCCUUGCUCCGCGAGGAGAUGGACCUGGCCACACUGAGGCAGAAAGAGAACAUGCAAGCGCUGCUGCUCGCGCAGGACCAGCGCCUCCGCGCGGCCAUGCUGCCGGGGAUAGCGGCGGCGGCGGCCGCGGCCAGGGCACGGGCGGCGAGCGGCGAGAUCAGCUACGUGACGGCGCAGCGGUCGCCGCGAUCGCCGCGGUCGCCGCAGCAAUGGGCGUGGCCCGUGGCACAGGCGCCGAGCCACGCGACGGACCGCGUGCCGCCCGUCCGCGGCCAGCGCUCUGGGCGCCGGGGCCGGCAGGCGGACAUCUCGCCUGAGGGCGAGUCUGGGACGAAGAGCCACCCGAGCCCUUCGGCCUCCUGCGCCUCGCCUUCGGUGAGCGCCGCGGGCACGGCCCCGACGUGCCGCACAACGAACGCGCUCCUCGGGGGCAUGCCGAGCCCCCUCUCCGUGGACGAAGAAGCGCCCGCGAGCCCGUCGGCGCGGAGCGCAGGCCGCACGGCGGAGCUGACCCGGGUCGUGAGCCUGAACUCCCGCUCCCCGGCUGGCGCUCUGGAGUGGAGGCGCCACAUGAGGGGGCACAUCUCGUCGAAGAUCAGCGCCAGGAAGACUGGCGUAGACUGGAUGGGCUGGCAACGGACCUGCGAGACGCUGGAGACCUUCCUUGGCCCGCUCAACACCGGCCGCGAGAAGAGGUCGAAAUUCUGGGCCGAGAGGGUGGUGGACAGCACCGGCUUCGAGAUGCUGUGCAGCACCGCUAUCGUCGUCAACUCGAUCAUCAUCGGGCUGACGCUGGACGCGUAUGUCAGGGCACAGAUGGGAGAAAUCGAGAGUGCCGAUCCGAUUUGCUUCCACAUCACGAGCUCGAUUGUCCUGGCCGCGUUAUUGCUGGAGAUCGUGUUUCGUAUAUUUGCCAAGCGCUGGAAAUAUUUGUUCGGCAAAGAGUGGAAGUGGAACAUCACUGACGUCUUACUGGCAGCGUAUUCCGUAAUCCAGCUGGUCGUGUUCCAAACUUACCAGCCGUGUUUUCAGAUAGUCCGCACCGUUCGCCUGGUACGAGCAGUCCGUGCUAUGAGUUAUGUGCAUAUUUUCCGCGACAUCCGGCUCAUGCUAUGUUCUUUAAGCCAGUCGUUGGUUUCCCUAUUUUCCGCCCUAGUGCUGCUAUUAUCAGUCAUAUACCUCUUCAGCAUUUGCUUCAUGCAUGCCGCAGCCUCCUACGUGCGUGAAGGCGGCGAGGAGGACGUGGUUGAGGCGCUGAGGGCCCACUACGGCAACCUGAGCCUUACCAUGUUCACGCUGCUCCUCGCGAUUUCCAACGGCGCCGACUGGAAGCAGAUGGCAGACCCGCUGGGCAAGAUCCACUGGAGCUUCGAGCUGCUGUUCAUCUUCUACGUCCUCUUCGUCGUCAUCGGGGUGCUCAACGUCCUGACGAGCGUCUUCGUCGAGCGCGCCCGGGAGCUCAGCAGGCUCGACAGGGAGAUGGCCACGCAGGGGGAGUUGGCCUCGCAGGAGGUGUUCCUCGCCGAGAUGAGGACUAUCUUCGAGGAGGUGGACGACGAGGAGGCCGGCAGGAUCACCUGGCAGAAGUUCCGGGAUUACUUGAAGAACGACCGGGCGCAGGCGUUCUUCGCCACGCAGCAGCUCGACACCUCCGACGCCGCCCGCCUCUUCAGCCUCCUGGAGCAGGACGAGGAGGGAGCCGUCAAGAUCGAGGAGUUCGCGCUGGGGUGCAUGCGCCUCCGCGGGCCCGCGAAGAGCUCCGACGUGGCGGCUCUGCUCAAGGAGGCGAGGGUCCAGCGGAGGAGCGCGAGGGAGCUGCGCCGGAUCGGCGCCCAGCUGGAGAGGCUGUGCAGGAGCCUCUAUUUUCCAGACGACGGGUGCGCGCUGGCGGGCUCGGUGUCGGCGUCGCACACCCUCAGGUCCACAGGGCACGCGCAGAUCGUUGCCAUCUGA